CCAGUACCUCUGUAGCUGCAGGGAGCGACAGGGGGAAGAACCUGGAGAGAGCUACCGAGAAUGAAGAGUCCUUGGUCCCCAUGAUGCCAAGCAACUUCAUUGAUGCAAAGGGAGGGACUGACCUGAUCAUCAAUAGCUAUGGUCCUAUCAUUAAAAACAACACUAAGAAAAAGUGGCUUUUCUUCCAAGACACUAAGAAGGUGAAAGCCGAACAGACACAAAGAAGGUUUACUACCCAGGCCGUCUGUUUUUACCAGCCAGGCACCACAGUGUUGAUCAGCGAUGAAGACUCCCCCACCUCCCCAGGCCAGACCACCAGUUUCCCAAGACCCUUUGGGGCUGCCCUCGACACUGAGCAUUCAGCCAACAGUGAAGGCAGCCAUGAGACAGGGGAUUCUGGACGGUUUUCCCACGAGUCCAAUGAUGAGAUACACUUGUCCUCAGUCAUCAGCAGCACACCCCGCACCUCAGAUUCCCUGGCUGGCGGCGAUUCUGAUGGCGCUGGUACAGUGGAGAAACAUGGAGACCCUGCAGAGCCCUUGCCGGCUGAGCAGACCUCCUCCCCAGCCGCACAGCCACCGUCUGCAGGGCUGCGCUUUGCUGCUGAUGGGUUUCCCAUCUAGACAGCCAUGCUCAGGGAUUUACAACAAGCAUCUGUUCGAAGGACAAUGAACAGGGAGCCAAAAAGCCUUUUUGUGAAAAUCUUGAUGUCUUACUGGUUUUUUGAUCUUUUUUUUUUUUUUUUUAAUUUUUAUAAUUAUUUUUAAGCGCACGAAUUUUGAAUGUUUCAAUUGUCAACAAUGUGAAAAAGGGCAGUCAGGACGCUUGACUGGGUUCUAUGAUAUAUCACUGGAGCGGAGGGAAGACUGCCCGAGCCCUCUGCUGAAUAGCUACCUCAGUUUGCUGUUGGCGGACUCUGAAGAAGUGUGUUGCCUCCUUUCCGUGCUGGUUUCUCUCAGCAGCAUAGCCAGCGGGACUUUCUAGUGACGCCGUGUGUCCAUUAUGUGUGUGAUGUAUGUAACUGAGGAGUCCGAUGGGUAGAUGAGGAAGAACGUUGAUCUGAAGCUCUGUGUUUUUUUUUUUUUUUUUUU
Molecule: messenger RNA, 1091 nt
Organism: Phodopus roborovskii (desert hamster)
Lineage: Eukaryota; Metazoa; Chordata; Mammalia; Rodentia; Cricetidae
Product: protogenin-like
Exons: 3
Coding region: 81-623 (180 amino acids)
Source: RefSeq, a predicted model, not a curated record